UCUCCUCCUCGGUUCAUUAGUCAAGCCUCCAGCUUGUUAUCACCUUCAGCCUCAUUUCUGUACAGCUGGUGGGCACAGCCACCUGGCUAGCAGUCCUGCCUCCACACAGUGUGAUUGAUUUUGAGGAACAGCGAACACCCAACCCCGAGCUAGCUAGGGGGGUGCUGAAAUGCGACAUGUCUGAUUUGUCCUUAGUCUGCUGCUUAAUGUACUCCAUUCUUCUCAUGGUCACCUGUACUGUAUAUGCAGUGAAGGCCCGUGGAGUGCCUGAGAACUUCAAUGAGGCCAAACCAAUCGGUUUCACUAUGUACACAACUUGUAUUGUCUGGCUGGCCUUUGUACCCAUUUUUUUUUGGCACCGCACAGUCUGCUGAAAAGAUCUAUAUCCAGACCACCACCUUGACAGUAUCGAUGAGCCUGAGUGCUUCUGUCUCUCUUGGAAUGCUCUACGUGCCCAAGGUUUACAUCAUACUCCUCCACCCUGAGCAAAAUGUGCAGAAGCGCAAGCGAAGCUUCAAGGCUGUGGCGACAGCAGCCACUAUGUCCACCCGCCUGUCCCAGAAAAACAGUGAGCGGCAAAACGGG
Molecule: messenger RNA, 585 nt
Organism: Staurois parvus
Lineage: Eukaryota; Metazoa; Chordata; Amphibia; Anura; Ranidae
Source: the annotation of a GenBank genome assembly